AUGCAUUACUCCACCGAGUACGAUAACCGUUCAGGCGCUCUUGGUAGUCACAGUAAUAUCAGCACAUUUAGCCCGAACGCCCACGCCAAUGAAGACUGGUCCAAGAUUUCCGAUCCCGCAGAGCGCCGUCGCAUUCAGAACCGCAUAGCUCAGCGUAACUACCGCAAGAAGCUGAAGCGCCGACUGGAGAAUCUGGAGAGACGAGCUGGGUCUUCGGCUUCUCCAGAACAAUCACAAGCAAAGCCAAUUUUACCAAAGUCGUCUCCGACCAAGACUCGAAUAAAGAUGCGAGCGUCUAAGUCUGUUGCAGAUGUCAAGCCUCACAUCUCGCAUUCAUCGGACCGACCUGCGUCCUACGAACACUACACGAAUUCAGAUGAUCGCCAAACCGUCUUCGCUCAACAAUGCACUCGCCAGCUCUCGGAAUUCCCUCCACAACUCCUCUACCGUCCUUCCAUGUCCCCAUACGACGCCUACCGGCAAUCAGCCUACUUCCAGUCUCCAUUCUACCGUGCUACCCCGAAUAAUUACAACGAAGUUACCACCUACCAGACAGAAUACAGCGAUCCAUUUGUUUCAGUAGUGCCUAUGCUCCCUUCAUUGCACACGGCGGGCAAAAUCGCCUACGACGAGGAUUUCACCAGUCCAUUCAGCAUAUGCCACGCAACAAUAGCAGGCUUCGAACUAUGCCAACAGCAGCAAGAAGCACACUCUCAGAAUGCUCUGCCGAAUGGUCUUCCGGUACAUAUUUCUCGCUGA
This is a messenger RNA of Penicillium canescens, 759 nucleotides long. Its product is annotated as bZIP transcription factor. The record is from RefSeq and is a predicted model, not a curated record. NCBI's taxonomy places the organism in Eukaryota, Fungi, Ascomycota, Eurotiomycetes, Eurotiales, Aspergillaceae. Bases 1 to 759 code for a protein of 252 amino acids. Gene Ontology annotation, biological process: regulation of DNA-templated transcription. Gene Ontology annotation, molecular function: DNA-binding transcription factor activity. The transcript has 2 exons.